This is a messenger RNA of Trematosphaeria pertusa, 732 nucleotides long. RefSeq lists its product as uncharacterized. The transcript is spliced from 2 exons. The record is from RefSeq and is a predicted model, not a curated record. Lineage: Eukaryota; Fungi; Ascomycota; Dothideomycetes; Pleosporales; Trematosphaeriaceae. The annotation marks the transcript as partial.
AUCGCAGUUGCUGCAGAACGAACAUGCUACGGCCUCGAUGGCACGCAGCUCAGCGACGAAUACGGACCCUGCAACCCAGAAGCAAAGCACAGCGGAUGCUGCGCCAUACACAGACCCGCAGGCUCAGUAGACGUUUGCUUAGAUAACGGCCUGUGUAUGGCGACGAAUGGCGGAUUCGUGGGCACUAUCUGGCAGGAUGGCUGUACGGAUCCUACAGGCACGGAUUCAGGCUGUCCGAAAAUGUGUCCGGAUGAAAACGACGGUUUCGCCGGCCUCAACAAAGUCCUCGCCUGGAACAUCCAAACCUGCGACUUCGGCAUCUACUGCUGCCGCGCCGUCGACGACAACGCAAACUGCUGCGCCAACUCCACCGCCCCGCGCAUAACAACUAACGCCAUCGGCGCCUUCAAGUUCGAGACCUCCACGGCUGGCGCUUCCCCCGCAACCGCGACAGCUUCUGCCGCAAACACAGCUACACAAGUAGUCUUCGGCACAGCCGUCAGCACAGGCACGCCAUCUACCCUCACCCCCUCGCAAGUAGGCUCCGCCUCCACCGCCGCACCCGACCUCUGCGCCUCCGCGAAACGCAAAACCGCCAUCGUCGGCGGAGCGUUGGGUAGUAUUCUCGGUGCUGCGCUGCUCGGCGCUCUCGGCGUGAUUGUCUGGAUGCAUGGGAAAGAGAAGCGGCAGCGCAGACUGAAAGAGCACUACGAGACGCAAUUUGGGAAAUCG